UGCUCCCUUGUGCUCUCUCGUCCAAUGGGAGGCCGCCGUGGCCCGUGUGGAAAGUUUACCGGCUCGGGUGCAAAGUUUCAGCCGUCUGCAAAGCGGAGCUCGUCGGCAGACGCGUCUGGAAUAUGCUGGUGACGUCCGCGGGGUUUUCACACGGUUCCUUGACUCCAGUAACCCCCGUGAAUUCCGCUCCUGUAGAUGCAGCCUCACCCUUAGGACGCCGGGGAAGCGCUAUCUCUCUGUGAACUUGAAUCGACGAACGACCACCAGGAAACAAAAAUGGCCUGUGUGCCCAACCGUGCCCGGCUGCUAUGUAUGCUCUCGCUGACUUUCAGCUUCUUCAUCGUCGAGGUGGUGGUCAGCCGCCUCACCUCUUCCCUCUCGAUGCUCUCGGACUCCUUCCACAUGCUGUCGGACGUCAUCGCGCUGGUCGUGGCUCUGGUCGCGCUUCGGUUCGCCGAGAAAACCCAGUCGACCAAGAAGAACACCUUCGGCUGGAUCCGGGCGGAGGUGAUGGGGGCUCUGGUCAACGCCGUCUUCCUCACGGCGCUGUGCUUCACCAUCGUCCUGGAGGCCGUGGAGCGCUUCAGCGAGCCCCACGAGAUCGACCAUCCGGUGGUGGUGGCCGGGGUGGGCGCCGCGGGGCUCCUCGUCAACCUGCUGGGGCUCUGCUUGUUCCACGGGCACGCCGGGGGAGGCCACGGGCACUCCCACGGGGGACACUCUCACGGGGGCAAGGGGAAGAGGGGCAAAGCCGAGAAGUUCCAGAAGGCUGGGAACGGAUCGGCGGCCGAGGAGACCAACAACCUGGUGGGGAACCACAGCAGUCCGAGAAGCGAUGUCGGCUGUAAAGACGCGCUGGAGGUGCAGAUGAACGGCAACGCCCGCUUCGACGAGCUGGACCACGAGGCCGACCAGGACUCGUCGGCGCAGCUCAACAUGCGCGGCGUCUUCCUGCACGUGCUGGGCGACGCGCUGGGCUCCGUCAUCGUGGUGGUCAACUCCCUCAUCUUCACCUUCGUGUGGAAGCCCUGGCGGGACCGAAGCUGCGUGAACCCGUGCAUCAACAGCCACGCCACGGACCACCAGCACGUCAACCACACCGUGGUGGGCCUGGCCGAGCACAGGAGCGAGGAGGCGGGCCCCUGCUGGGUGCUGUACCUGGACCCCACGCUGUGCAUCAUCAUGGUGUGCAUCCUGCUCUACACCACCUACCCGCUGCUGAAGGAGUCGGCGCUCAUCCUGCUGCAGACCGUGCCCAAGCAGAUCAACAUCCACCGGCUCAACGAGCGGCUGCUGGGCCUGGACGGCGUGCUGGCCAUCCACGAGCUGCACAUCUGGCAGCUGGCCGGCAGCCGCAUCAUCGCCACCGCGCACAUCAAGUGCCACGACCCCACGUCCUACAUGGACGUGGCCAAGCGCAUCAAGGGCUUCUUCCACGACGAGGGCAUCCACGCCACCACCAUCCAGCCCGAGUUCGUCACCUUCAGCUCCGAGUCCCGCGACUCGCUCUGCGAGCUCUCCUGUCGGACUCAGUGCGCGCCCAAGCUGUGCUGCGGCUCCGCCGACAAGCAGAAAGCCGACGCCAAGGCGCCGCCCUCCUCCGCCCUGGAGGUGAUCAGCGAGGCCGGCGAGCAGGCCGGCGGCGUGGAGGCGCGGCCCCGCAGCGAGGAAGAGGCCGCCGUGGCCCGCGAGGUGGAGUCGUCUCUGUGAAACGGACCGAGGGGACGAAGCUGAAGCGUCGCCGUCAUUUCCAGGAAGCUGUGUUGUUGUUUUUGUUGAGCCGCCGUGGCUCUGGUUAGAGAUUAAUUUAUUCCUCCUGAUUCCUUUUAC
Fundulus heteroclitus (mummichog) is the source of this 1830-nucleotide messenger RNA. RefSeq names its product solute carrier family 30 member 1a (gene slc30a1a). The record is from RefSeq and is a predicted model, not a curated record. Gene Ontology annotation, biological process: intracellular zinc ion homeostasis; zinc ion transmembrane transport; detoxification of zinc ion. Gene Ontology annotation, molecular function: calcium channel inhibitor activity; zinc ion transmembrane transporter activity. Lineage: Eukaryota; Metazoa; Chordata; Actinopteri; Cyprinodontiformes; Fundulidae. Gene Ontology annotation, cellular component: membrane; endoplasmic reticulum; Golgi apparatus.